AUGGUGGUGGGGCAGCCAGUGUCAACAGCCCAGGGCAGUUCGCCGAGCCUCUCCACAUCUCUGCAAGAGCCUUUCCUACGCUACGAUCCGAAAGAAUGUUGGCGCAGCGCCAAUGGACCAGUGGUAGAGGAAGCACGUCCGAUGCUGAGGAACCGAUACUUCAACAUGGACCAUCUCGCCUUGUGGAAGCCGUCUCUGCUCGCGUCUCUCGGCGAAAAAUGCCAUCGCGCCGUGUAUGUGAACGAGUAUCAUGCGCUUCUGUGUAGCCGACGACUGGUUCUGGUGCAUAACAACGGCCGCUACAUUAUCUUUCCCCCCUUUUGCGACACUCUGAAUGAUGCCUACGCGGAAAGGGUGUCCGAGAAGUGCACGCUAGUGCUCGCGGCUGUCGCAUCUGGCGUCCACGUGGCCCUCGUUCGAGACUCUGACAGCCAGAAACCUGAUACCCUCCAGAGCGUCUUCUGUCCUACCGCGUCUGCAGUCGCCUGCAUUCAUCACCUCGGAACGAACCUCUAUGGCUUGUGCUGUGAGAACUGCAGCGUGGAGAGUUUGGCAGUCACGCUCAACAACAUGCACUUGCCGCACCCUGGGCUGCACGCGAAUGUGUUGCCCAACCGACAUGGCUGGGUCCAGGCGGCUUACGACUAUCUGUCCCCGAAGAGAUACGUGCACAGCCUCUUCGACCGGCACAACGGGUAUCUCCUGAUGCUGUCGAGUCGGAAUGUGUCGCUGUGGUUGUACAGCGACGCAUUUCAUUUGCAGCUCGAGUGCUCCACAGCGCUUCCCAGGGAGGCGGUUCUAGCGAUUGUGCCCCUGCUGCAGGAUGAGUAUGGGGAGACGGAGGUGGCUGUUCUCAUCACCGGCAGCGGCGGGCGUGUGCCGGUGCAUUUGCGCACCACGACAGGCAGGCGCGGCAAUUCGCGGUCGCUCUCCCUGGGUGAGCUGCGCGGUCUUCCUUGUGGAGUGACGAACACAGUGGUCUCACUGGCGUGCGCUUGCGAUUCAUCGCUGCUUUUAGCGGACCAGCGCACCUCCUCUCUGCUUCUUGUGACGCACUGUGAGCCAUUUUGCGAGGCACCUUACAGUUCCAUCACGCACGUUGUCACACAGCACUUCCUGGGCAAGCCGAUCUGUGGCGUUGGCGUCGAGAAGAGCGUCCGCGACGGCGGCAGCUUUAUCACCUUUACUGUGUACUGCGGGGACUCGACAAUUGUACGACUGGGUCGCAUGCCUCGUGGUCAGCUGCUGCAGCAAUAUUUUGCGGCCACCGUAGCGGGCGGGAUAGAUGCUCUUUGCUUGCUUGAGCCGCAGGUACGGGUAGACCUUCUCCUUGACGCUGUACUUUGUGGCCUCCCGAUCUCGUAUCUAUCUCAGUUCCUCGACCCCCUUCUCCACCCGAGGGCGGCGACGGUAUGCGCGCUGCGCCUCUCAGAUGGCGCGCGUGGCAUAAUCCGGCACACAAUGCGGGGCUUGCGAGAGUUGUCGCGUUCGUGCUUGUCGUUUCACUACUGGAGACUGAAGGAGGAGCUGGCGCAGUCGAGGUCGAGAGUGGAGAAAAGUUACACCAUUCUCACCGAGGUGCUGAACCGUGGUGGCUGGCUGGACUGCCCUACACGGCAACAACUGGCGUGGGACGGAGACCUUCUGGUGCGCAUAGACGGCACGCUCACAGACACGAGCGCUGUGGAUGCCCAGGCAAAGGUUCUGCAGCAGCUGCUAUCCUCGGUGAGGCACGCUACGACAAUCGCGUGGCUUUACGGCUUGCUGUUAGAGACCGGUGCCACCUAUCGAUUUUCCGACCGACUGGAGGACUUACUGUGGAAGAGCGACCCGGUAGGGGUGCAAGUAUCGCUGUGCAUGAAUCUACUGGAAAGGCGCAACAAGGGCAUCACGGACAAGCUCUUGCAGAAGGAGUACGUGCUGCCGCAGCGCUGCCGCCUCGCUGUGACCCUCUUGUCACUGGUGCUGGACAAGUCACUUGAACCUGUCAUGGCAUACACGCGACGGCAUAUCCUCGACCUCGUGGAGUAUGAUCUUCUCUCGUACACGACGGACCUCCUCGAGUCAAGUUUCCCCACCUCGCAGCCUCGUAUCCGCCUUCUGGUCUACCGCUAUCCGCACAAUCAAAGUGUCUCAUCCGAUAUCUUGUCUAUGGUCGAGGCCAUUUCGUCAACCAGCGAGCUCUACAACACACUGGUGACAAUUCUCGGCGACGCGGCGUGCGACGGCGAGCUCACCGCCGUCCUGCUUGACUGGAUGGAGCGUCACACUCUCGCCGACCAUCGGAUUUUGACGUUCGCGAAGGUUGUCGCGGACAUGCGACUCUGCGUCGACCCGGCGCACACCUUGACGGGGCGCUUCUUUUCAUCGGUCAAGCAACAGGCGAACGGAAACGCACAGCAGGCGGCGCUGCGGUUUGCUGAGCUGGCACGCAGCGAUCUCUCUGUACCCCUUGACGGACGGCUGCUUGCUAUAGAGCACGCCAUCUCUGCAGCGCCGUCAGAUGGCGAUCGACUGACUCAGUUUCUGUUGCUGCUGCAGCAGCAGCUGGCCAAGCUAAUCGCCGAGCACCUUACCGUCGGCAAGAACCUCGUCUCUGCGCGCGGCACCGUGGAGGCGGAUCUGCAGGCGUUGCAGGAGCACUAUGUCACUGAGAACUUUCUCUUCGAACUGGCUGGACGCUACAAAGAGCUGGGCGGGUGCAUCAUCCAGCUCGACCUGUUGAAGAUUCACUCAGACUCGGCUGAGCUGCUGAUCGCUAAUGCGCUGACUGGUGUGCUGACGUUCCUCAGGGCUGUGGGGCUGUCUGCGCCACAGGCGGUGCAACGCGUUCUGCGGGAGUACCUCGGCACCUUUCAGACCUCACUUCCUCUCUUUCCGUUUGUGGAGUUUCUUGCCUUUGAUGGUCAAUCACCUGCCCGUGCCAUUGACGAGCUUGAGAAGGUUGGCGUGCCGCUGCUCACCAUCUUUGACACCUUCAUGAGCCUGCUGGACGGGCACCGCAAUCCACUUUUUCAAAUUGGUGACACGGUGCUGGCGCUGGGGCAGCUAGUGCCCAAGAUCAGCCCUAAUGUUCAGCACAUCUGCGCAGCGCACUUGCUAGAGUGCAGCCGGAGCAUGCUGGCCGGAGAGCAGCGCGCCGCUGUGUUGUCAGAGAAGGAUGUGCACACCAUCAAGUACAUCGGGGAUGACAUGCGGAAGCUAUCGCAACGGAGCCAGGCAGCAUUCUGA
Molecule: messenger RNA, 3231 nt
Organism: Leishmania braziliensis MHOM/BR/75/M2904
Lineage: Eukaryota; Euglenozoa; Kinetoplastea; Trypanosomatida; Trypanosomatidae
Exons: 1
Coding region: 1-3231 (1076 amino acids)
Source: RefSeq, a predicted model, not a curated record